Molecule: messenger RNA, 8210 nt
Organism: Nannospalax galili (Upper Galilee mountains blind mole rat)
Lineage: Eukaryota; Metazoa; Chordata; Mammalia; Rodentia; Spalacidae
Gene: Cep350
Product: centrosomal protein 350
Biological process (GO): microtubule anchoring
Cellular component (GO): centrosome
Molecular function (GO): microtubule binding
Source: RefSeq, a predicted model, not a curated record
ACAGAAGUAGUAGUGGUAGUAGCCAUCAAGAAAGUCCUACAGUCCUAUCUUGUAAGGAAAAUGAGAAGAAAUUCCAUGGUGAAAAAAUGGAGAGUUCAAUUGAUGAACAACUUCAGACUGCUGCAGAUGAUUCUGUACGAAGUGAUAGUAUUCCAUCUCUUCCUGAUGAGAAAGACUCAACUUCUAUUGCAACAGAGUACUCUCUGAAAUUUGAUGAAUCUAUGACAGAAGAUGAAAUAGAAGAAAAAUCGUUUCGAUCUUUGCUGCCGUCUGAGAGUCAUCGCAGAUUUAACAUGGAAAAGAAAAGAAGUCAUCACGAUGACUCUGAUGAAGAAGCUUCCCCAGACAAGACUGCAUUAUCUUCUUCCAAGGCAGAAAUAAAACGUCUUCAGGAAGCCAAUAAAGCUGCUCGGAAGGAAAGACAACUCAUUCUUAAGCAGCAAGAAGAGAUAGAAAGGAUCCGGCAGACCACCAUAAAACUGCAGGAAAAGUUGAAAUCUGCAGGGGAGAAUAAAUUGGACUCUCAUAGUGAUGAUGAUACAAACAAUAAUAAAGCAGUUAGUCCUGGUCCAACUGGUUUGGAGACCCGAAGCCCUUCCCCCAUUUCAAUUUCCAGCAGUGAAACCAGCAGCAUCAUGCAGAAACUGAAGAGCAUGAGAAGUCGCAUGGAUGAAAAACACUGCUCUCCUGUUCACUACUUCUUCUCUGUCUUUACGUCUCACCACUGGGCCUCUCUCAGUGUCUGUUUUCCCAACCUUCAUCCCAAAUUCCAGCUGUAUAUCUACAACCAGUUGGUCAGGUUUCUGACAAAGCGAGAACAAAAGCUAAUGCAACGGCGGCAGCAUGCAGAGGAGCUUCUAGAGUGGAAGCGACGUUUAGAUGCAGAAGAAGCAGAAAUUUGUCAGAUGGAAAAACAAGCUUUGGCUGCCUGGGACAAAGAGUUAAAACCUAAAACUCCUAAGAAAGAACUGGAGAGCCAGAGAACAGAGCAGAAAGGAAUAGCAAGUGAAGAGGAAUCUCUGGUACCUUCCUACUCUCAUCUGAACAGUGAAAGCUCUAUUCCAGAGGAACUAGGCAGCCCUUCUGUCCUUUAUGUUCCAUCUGAGUCUAUAGUACAGGAACAGCCCGGGAGUCCAGAUCAUAGCAUACUUAUGGAGGAAAUGGUUUUUUCACAAGAACUAGAGUCUUCUACCUCUCCUUGUAAACAUUCACCUCCCCAAAACUGCUCAUCUGUGUCAAAACAGGAGACCAGCAAAGGAAGUCACAGGACAGGAGGACAGUGUCAUCUGCCUGUCAAGUCCCAUCAACCCUGCUGUAGUUGGUCAGAUGAGUCAUUGUCUAUGACACAGUCAGAAACUACAUCUGACCAAAGUGACAUUGAAAGUAGGAUCAGAGCUCUGAAGGAUGAGCUGCGGAAAAGAAAAUCAGUUGUGGAGCAAUUGAAGAAGGAACAGAGAAAAAGACAAAAGGAAAGACUAAAAGCCCAAGAAGCCAGUCUGAUCAAACAGUUAGAGUCUUAUGAUGAAUUCAUUAAGAAAACUGAAGGCGAGCUUAGCCAAGAUUUGGACACAUCACCAACAGCCAAACUUCAAAUUAAAACACUGUCCUCUGUUUCUGAAAAACCCAAGAUCAAGUCCCUUCCACUACACAGAUCUGAAACAGCAAAAUCUUGGAAAUCCCUAACAGAGUCAGAGCGCUCCAGAGGAUCCUUGGCAUCUAUUGCUGAGCAUGUUGAUUCUUCAUUAUCGGGUUCUGAGAGAGCUGUAUCAGAAAAGUCGUUAUCUGCCUAUGCAAAGAGAGUGAUUGAAUUGGACAGUCGAAUCGAGGAACAUUUGCAGGUGUCAUCUCAGAUCCUAAUAUCAAGGGAAGCGCAGAUAGAAUCUGGAGAUUCUCUUGAAAGUGCGCCUUCAUUACCUCUUCUCAAGGAACUAAAUGUCCCUGAUAGAAUUUAUGAUGUGUCAGAGGCUAAGGCUGAAGAAUUUAGUCAGAAUUCAGAAAUACAAGAAGUAGAAUAUACAAAAUUGGAGAAGAGUGAGAUUGAAGAUGCCUGUUCUAAACAGUCUGAGAAGUCUGAUGUCUUACUGAGACUGGACCUCAAUCAGGAUGACUCACCUGAAAUGCUUUCAAAGAAAAUUCUUCUGCUAGAUUCUGUAAAUGUUCAGAAUGAUCUAGUUCGGUUGAGCAUGGAAAAUUUUCAUCAAACAGAAGAAAUGUUGAAAGAGAAAGAGUCAGAUCAAAGUACAGAUCAUAGUCAAGAUAUCCAGUCAGCAAAAGAUACUCAUGAACAAAAAGACAGAGAGAAAAGAGACUCAUCCUUCUCGGAUCAUCAUUUUGUUUCUAAAGAAUUGUCGUAUUCUGAAGAUUUUGAAGUGUCUUAUUUCAAGAAAGGAAUUUCAGCUGAAAAUAUGAAUAAAGAUGACUCUGAGGUGUCAUCAUUGUCACUCAGGAAAGACUCGCAGUCUUGCAGAGAUAAGUCACAGCCAACCAGGAGCUCUAGAAGUAGAGCCACUGGGUUUGGCAGUGAUGAGGAAGUCAGUGAGUGCCCAAGUGAGAAAAGCCUUUCCAUUCACAGCGGUGUCCACUCUGAAAGGCUGCUGGAACUCAAGUCCCCUACUGAGCUGAUGAAAAGUAAAGAGCGCAGUGAUGUGGAACAUGAACAGGGAGUUACUGAAUCCCUUUCCUUGGCUGCAAUUUCUGCUGUAGAUGAGUUACUGGAUUUCCACAUUGGGGAUAGGGUGUUAAUUGGCAAUGUCCAGCCAGGCACUCUUCGAUUCAAAGGUGAAACUAGCUUUGCUAAAGGAUUUUGGGCUGGAGUGGAGUUGGAUAAGCCUGAAGGAAAUAACAAUGGAACAUAUGAUGGCAUAGUAUAUUUUGUGUGUAAAGAUAAACAUGGUAUUUUUGCUCCUCCUAAAAAACUAUCUCACAUUCUAGAAAACUUUAAUGAAUAUAUAGGUGUAAAUGAAGAUGAAGACUCUUACUCAGAUGAACAAAAUGAAAACUAUAAUCAAGAGCAAACAGAUACAGAGGGUCUAAAAGACAGAGAAAACGAUACAGUUGAAUAUUUUUGUGAGAAAUCGCUACCUAGUAUGCAUAAUAUAGAAGUCUCAGUGGACAAAGAUAGAAGCCUUAAAAUAGAAACAGACAGUAGACAGGCCAUCUCUGGGGUCCUAGAAAUCCAUGUUCACCAACAAUCAGUGGAUUCCCUGAUUUCUUCAAAGGAAAACAAAGAUCUUGUUUCUCGUGCCACAGAAAAGAUUUCCACUGCUGCAGAAGAUGAUACUCUGGACAGCACAUAUUCAGAAGAAUUGAAGCAACAGCAGUUAACAGAAAAGAAAGAUAAGCUUUAUUCUGAAGUUUCAGAAAAGCCUUCUACACCACUUCUGGAUCUUUUAACAAGAGAAAAAAACCAAUUAGAAGUUCAACUUAAAUCAAUAACUGAAGAAAAAACAUCAAAGCAACAACUGGAAACAAUAAGCUUACUGACAGACAGUUUACUAAAAGUCUUUGUGAAGGACACAGUCAAUCAACUCCAACAAAUCAAGAAAGCCAGAAAUGAGAAAAUCCUGCUUAGUAAUCAAGAUUAUCUUGAUGACCAAAAGAAAGUACCACUUCAAGACCAAUCCCCAAAUCUUGAGGAACAGUCACCCAGUGUUCCAAGUUGCUUUUUAAAGUCUGAAUUGGAUGAUGAAAAAGAAGAAAUAUCCUCUCCAGAUAUGUGUCCCAGACCUGAGAGCCCAGUUUUUGGUGCCAGUGGCCAAGAAGAGCUAGCUAAGAGACUUGCUGAGCUUGAGAUCAGCCGGGAGUUCCUGAGCUCAUUGGGAGAUGAUCAAGACUGGUUUGAUGAAGAUUUUGGUUUGAGCUCUUCUCACAAGAUCCAAAAAAAUAAAGCAGAAGAAACAAUUGUACCUCUAAUGGCAGAACCUAAAAGAGCACCCCAGAAGCCAUGUGAAACAUUAUUGGCAGUUCCUCAUACUGUAGAGGAAGUAGAAAGUCUUGUACAUAAUGCAGCAGAAGAACUUUGGAAAUGGAAAGAAUUAGGCCAAGACAUUCACAGCAUCAGUAUUCCUCCAAAACUGCCUGGCUGUGACAGUAAGGGUCUAGAUAUAGAAAGCACUAGCAAAAGGGUCUACAAACAGGCGGUUUUUGAUUUAACAAAAGAGAUUUUUGAGGAAAUAUUUGCUGAAGAUCCCAACUUGAAUCAGCCUGUCUGGAUGAAGCCAUGUAGAAUCAAUUCUAGUUAUUUCCGACGUGUGAAAAAUCCAAAUAGCCUUGAUGAAAUCAAGAAUUUCAUAGCAACUGAAGUGCUCAAACUGUUCAGUCUUAAAAAGGAGUCAAACCACAAAACAGAUUGGCAGAAAAUGAUGAAAUUUGGAAGAAAGAAAAGAGACCGAGUAGAUCACAUCCUGGUUCAGGAGCUCCAUGAGGAGGAGGCACAGUGGGUGAACUAUGAUGAGGACGAGUUGUGUGUGAAGAUGCAGCUGGCUGAUGGGAUCUUUGAGACCUUGAUCAAAGAUACUAUUGAUAUUCUCAAUCAGAUCAGUGAAAAGCAGGGGAGAAUGCCACUUGUGUGACAUCUUGCAAAUAAAUUGAACACUGAGUGCUAAUAUGAGUCCUGGGCCUUUCUGCCUCCUGAUAUACACCCCAUCUCCACCAUAGCAAGAAUGCUUCUGGACUUGUACCUGUUCUUACGGACUGCGGGUUUGGAGUUCAUGGGACAAUGUGGUAUAUCUGGUAUUACAGCCUUUGCCUUUACAGACUGUUCACUAGAUUACAUGGUUCGUUCCAGUGGGCAGGGUUAUACUUCUGGUGUUGAGAAUUGAUGUAAAACUACACUUCAUUAGCACCCUACCAGGUCUCCCAUGAGGGCUGAGAGCAUCAGAUUUAACCUCUGAGCUUAGACAAGGGUAUCACUUCCUUCACUUUCUUGAGUCUUGUCAGGAAAGAGAGGUAUAUAAAUUCAUCAUUUGACUUUUGAAAUGUUAUUCUAGUCCAUACCAUGAAAAUCAUAAAUGGAUAUUAUAACAUCUGAACAGUAUUAAACCUAUAACCACUUCUAAAAUAGGCAUAUUCAAGAUGUCUGCCUAUUUCACAUUCUGGAGUUUCUUUCCUCUUAAGGAAUAGUUUCUUCCAUUCUUGCAGUUGGGCGUCAUUAAGUGGACUGUCAAGUUAGCAGAAAUAGUGGUAGCCUUGCUUCUGAGCGUCACCUAAAAAAUCUGUUGCAUUGAGUUUCCUGUCUGGACUGAAAACAGAUGCCCACUGAAGAUGAGGCUCCAGGACUGCUGCAGGCCGGUUCUUCCACCCAUGUCUCACUCCUCCUCCUUUCUCCCUCGUCCUGAGCCUCUGCCAGCUGCUUCCAAAAUCACAGAUACUCAGGACCAUCUCAGGCAUCCAGGCAUGGCAAAAGUGGAAAUAAUUCAUUUUGGCCUUUCAACCUUUAGUUCCCAUAUCUCCCCAAGGAAGUCAGAUGCUAUUACUUGAAUGAUUUAGGAAAUGAGUGUGUGCACCAAAGACAAAAAGAUACUGUCUAUAGUUUGUGUGCUUGUUUUGCUCUGUGGAACAUUUUUUAAUUUAUUUUAAGAUAAAUUAUUAAGCUGAAGAUAGAUGUCCUGUUGAGAAGUGAAAAAUUCUUGUAAAAGUAAACUCCGUCUCGAAGUUUCUACGGUUUAGUCUUUGCACAGGAAAGCUGCAGUUUUAACAAACCCAUACACACACUGAGGAAGUCAGUUCAGUUCACCAAGAAGAAGACAAGCGUUUCAACAUCACGUGCAGUAGCAGGAGUGGGAGAAAAUUAUUUGAAAGACAGUAUAAAAUUUAAUCCUGCCUUUCUUGCAGCAUUGCUUCUUACAACUAUUACCUAUAUCUGAAAAAAUAUCUAGACUCCAGCUGGUACAUUAGAGCACACAGUGCUCUCCUGGGCCCUUACCUGCCUUGUUUCUCUUCAUCAGUCCUGUCUCUCUUCAAGUAAUCUAAAAGAAUGUGGAUAAUCUUGGGCGUGAAUGUAAAUGCCUUAAUCUUGACGGUCCUGACUAGAAGAAGUGCGGUAUAGACAUCCACUGGAUUCACAGUUACAGAUAUCCUGGAACAUUACAGCUUCCAAACAUGUUAAACCCCAAAGAUGGAGUAAACAUUAAGUGUGCACAUUUGUUCAUUUCUGUAUCUUUCUUCCAAACUUGCCUUUGCAUCUUAGGUGUUUCACUAUGCACACUUCAUUCUUCAGUUCAUCCUGUCAUUAUAAGGAAUUAGCUGAACUAAACAUUGGAAUAUUUGCAUUUUGCACAGUGACUGGUGUGAUAGCUCUUGACAAUAAGGAAAGCACUGAAAUGUUGCUAUUGGGUCUCAAGAAAUGCUCAGGUGGGCGUCUUACCAGCAUCUCUUCUGGGCUUUUGCUGUUGAGCUAUAGUCUUUAGCCAUAAUGCGCAAGUUGACUAAGAGAAGCAAAGGUUUUGGGAGAUGGGGGGGUUAUUAACCAGUAGUGUGGAAAUACUGUUUUCAUGUAACUAAUGAAAGCAAAAACAUUUCUUUCAGUUCAUGUUAUUUGAAAGACAGAAAACAUCUUGUCUGCAUCCCUUGGCUGUUUGUAGGAUCACAUUGUCUUUAUGAUACUGAAACUUUACAGCUGCUAUAAAUUUUUUAUAAAUAUCAAAAUAUUAUAAUAGGAAUAUAGGAUGUUUUCCAUGUCUUCAUUAUUUGGACCUAAAGUCAGCUUUUAAUAAGCUUAUCUUUACAACAUUGUAAUUCCAGAAAAGGAAAAACAUACUGAUACAAGUCCACAGGCUUAGCAGUCUGGACACUGCCAAGAAUGUGGCAGUGUCUGUCCCAACUGCCUCGAGCUGUCUUGGCUAUCCCAGUAUUCUAGGUUCCAGAUGAGAGGCAGGAAUGCCAGUCAUAUCCUUUGCUGGCAAUUAUUACCUAUAGUUGAGAAGUAAAAAGCAAAAGAAACUAGAGUUAAUGGAUUUCUUAUUAUUUUAACUAUUUGGAUCUGAGAUGGGUUUAUUUUUAGGAUUGAGAAUGGUAAAUGUGGAUACCCAGCCACUCAUUCCAUAUUGGGGUCUUUUUAACCAAGCUCUGCCUCAUAAUCAAGAACCUAAAUAUUCCCUCUUUCUAAUCUUUGCUCCCUCCCACACCCUGUCCUCUUUCAGUCUUUCUUUAUAAUUUCUCUAGUAAAAAGAUCUUUGCAUCAGCAGUAAUAUCUUUUAGAAUAGCACUAUCAGAAUUUAGUAUAAAAACAACAUGUAGGCUUCAGAUUUACUUCUGAGUCCAAAAAAAUUUGUGCUAUCCAGGGCAGUUAACUCUGGGUUAAAUACAGGGUAUCGAUUCCCUUUCAGGUCUAAACAGGAAUUUUUAUUCUAGGGAAAAGUGGGAAGAGCUCAAAUGUAGUUAAUAAGGAAGGUAAUUUGUUUUUCUUUUAGCUAAAAGAAAAGAAAUUCCUUCUGUGACCACAGGUCUCUGAGAAAUUACCUUUCAAAAGAGAUUUCAUUGCUCAUAAGAGUGUUGUGGCCUAUUAAUAAAACAGUUUUGUUCACUUUCUUGUCUUGAAAAAAAAGUGGCCUUAGCUUUUUGCAAUACUUGAAUAAAGUGUGUACUCGCAAAAGAAUUUCUGUAGCACAGCAUUAGAGACUCAUAACUUUUCUGCAAGAAAUUCAAACUUACAUCUUCCUUUUACUACCUUAAGAAUACUCGUGAAUAAAACAUUAAUUCAAAGAGCAAGUGAUAGAAACUACAAUGAUGUUCAAUGCAAAUUGUAGGAAUUUACAUGUUUACAAAUCAUCUUAAACUGGUUGUGCAGCAAUUCAAUAAAAAUCUUUGUAUUAUAAAAAUGUGAAGAAAAUGUAAACUGAUAUAAAGGAGGUACUGUCAUUUUAAUUAACCUAUGUUUAAAAGCUUUUCCUUCUGGACUUUGCAAAGCCUUCUUGGUAAACACAUUGCAAAGCAUUCUGUAGGGGGUUCAGCCUCCACAUGUGUACUGUACUGUGCAGACAUGAAAAACCCGUUUACUGUGUGUGUGUAAAUAGCCUGGUCAUCAGGCUGUCUUCAGCCAAUAGUCACACCCAGUGCAGCUCUGCACAGAAGACUAGGGGUGUGGUUUGUAAGUAUGCUCUGUAAAAUAACUGGGAUCAAGUCCCAUGUACACCUGUGUAAAUAGAUUUCUUUAACAAAAAAUGUACUUUAAGAAAAGAUAAAAUCUGUAAAUAAAUUGAUUUAUAAAUUAA